Molecule: messenger RNA, 6756 nt
Organism: Xyrauchen texanus (razorback sucker)
Lineage: Eukaryota; Metazoa; Chordata; Actinopteri; Cypriniformes; Catostomidae
Product: AP-3 complex subunit delta-1-like
Exons: 33
Coding region: 157-3897 (1246 amino acids)
Biological process (GO): neurotransmitter receptor transport, postsynaptic endosome to lysosome; protein targeting to vacuole; anterograde synaptic vesicle transport
Cellular component (GO): presynaptic endosome; AP-3 adaptor complex; endosome membrane
Source: RefSeq, a predicted model, not a curated record
UUUCCUAGACGGGUCCACUGCAGAUCAGCACUCACAGAAAGGAGCCCCUCCUGCACAGGCUGCUGUUUGGGACUGAAUGAGAGACAAGCGCUCCAGCGGGCCGGUCAGUACUCACAUUAAGCCCGUGUUCGCGGUUCGGACAGGAGGGACAUCAUCAUGGCUCUGAAGAUCGUGAAGGGAAGCAUCGAUCGGAUGUUCGAUAAAAAUCUGCAGGAUUUAGUACGUGGCAUUAGGAACCAUAAGGAAGAUGAGGCCAAAUACAUCUCCACAUGCAUCGAUGAGAUCAAACAAGAACUCAAACAGGACAACAUCGCUGUCAAAGCCAACGCAGUCUGCAAGCUGACCUACUUGCAAAUGCUGGGCUAUGAUGUCAGCUGGGCUGCUUUCAACAUCGUGGAGGUGAUGAGCUCCUCCAAAUUCACGUACAAGCGAAUUGGUUAUCUUGCAGCAUCUCAAUGCUUUCAUGAGAGCACUGAUGUCAUCAUGCUGACAACCAAUCAGAUCCGUAAGGAUCUUAGUAGUCCCAACCAGUACGACACCGGUGUGGCCCUGACUGGGCUUUCCUGCUUUGUGACCCCUGACCUUGCCCGUGACCUGGCCAAUGACAUCAUGACUUUGAUGUCCCACACUAAGCCAUACAUUAGGAAGAAGGCGGUGCUAAUCAUGUAUAAAGUGUUCCUGAAGUACCCUGAAUCCCUCCGUCCCGCCUUCCCCCGACUCAAAGAGAAACUGGAGGAUCCAGAUCCCGGUGUCCAGUCAGCAGCUGUGAAUGUCAUCUGUGAGCUGGCCAGGAGAAACCCCAAGAACUAUCUUUCCUUGGCUCCCUUGUUCUUCAAACUUAUGACCUCCUCCACCAACAACUGGGUGCUCAUUAAGAUCAUUAAGCUGUUUGGUGCACUCACUCCCUUGGAGCCUCGUUUGGGAAAGAAGCUAAUUGAGCCACUUACAAACCUCAUUCACAGUACCUCGGCCAUGUCUCUUCUUUAUGAGUGCGUCAACACUGUUAUAGCAGUGCUGAUCUCACUGUCCUCUGGGAUGCCCAAUCACAGCGCCAGCAUACAGCUAUGUGUGCAGAAACUGCGAAUCCUGAUUGAAGACUCGGACCAGAACUUGAAGUACUUGGGUCUGCUGGCCAUGUCCAAGAUCCUGAAGACCCAUCCUAAGUCUGUGCAGUCACACAAGGACCUCAUCCUGCAAUGUCUGGACGACAAAGAUGAGUCGAUUCGUCUAAGAGCCCUGGAUCUGCUCUACGGCAUGGUGUCGAAGAAGAACUUGAUGGAGAUAGUGAAGAAACUGAUGCUGCAUGUGGACAAAGCCGAGGGAACCACUUACAGAGAUGAAUUGCUCACCAAGAUUAUCGACAUCUGCAGCCAGAGCAACUACCAGUACAUCACCAACUUUGAGUGGUACAUUAGUAUUCUGGUGGAGUUGACUCGUCUGGAGGGCACAAGGCACGGUCACCUGAUUGCCUCGCAGAUGCUGGAUGUUGCCAUCCGAGUCAAAGCAAUCCGAGGCUUCGCUGUUGCUCAAAUGGCGACUCUGCUGGACAAUGCACAUCUGCUGACUGGCAACACACAGCGAAAUGGCAUCUGUGAGGUUCUCUACGCUGCUGCAUGGAUCUGCGGAGAGUUUUCAGAGCAUUUGGAAGAUCCCAUGCAGACAUUGGAGGCCAUGUUGAGACCCAAAGUGGCCACACUUCCUGGUCAUAUUCAGGCAGUGUACGUACAGAACGCUGCAAAGCUGUUUGCUACCGUGCUGCAAAAACACGAAGGGGAGACGGACAGCCAGGCUGCACAAGAGACGAGCCAACUUCUCAUAGACAGACUGCCACUGUUCGUCCAGAGUGCUAACCUGGAAGUGCAGGAGAGGGCGUCCUGCAUCCUGCAGCUGGUGAAGUACAUCCAGAAGCUGCAGCAGAAAAAUGUAGAUGUUGCAGAGGAAGUGACGGCUCUCUUUGCUGGAGAGCUCAACCCCGUGGCCCCCAAGGCCCAGAAGAAAGUGCCUAUACCACAAGGACUGGAUCUGGAUGCCUGGAUCAAUGAGCCUCCAUCAGAGAGCGAGUCUGAGGAUGAGAAACCCAAAGCCGUGUUUGCUAAAGAAGAACCCAAGCAUUACAGAACAAAACACACUGAGGUGGAUGAGAAGGAGUUGGCCAGGAGAAGAGAAGUCAGGAAGCAGGAACAGGCCAGCAACCCAUUCUACAUCAAAGCCUCUCCAUCAUCUCAGAAGGUUUAUGAUGCGCCAGGUGUUGAGCACAUUCCAGUGGUGCAGAUUGACCUUAGCGUGCCUCUCAAAGUCCCAGGGAUGCCCAUGUCAGACCAGUACGUUAAGCUGGAGGAAGAGCGCCGGCAGAAGGCAAAGUCGGAGAGGAAGAAGAAAGAGAAGAAGAAAAAGAGAGAGAAGCGAGGCAAAGAGAGGAAGGCAGAUUCAGGUCCUGAGAGUGAGGAAGACAUCGCGCCUGCUCACCAGGUGGACAUAGUCACAGAGGAAAUGCCAGAGAAUGCCUUACCAAGUGACGAUGACGACAAAGAUCCCAAUGACCCUCACAAAGCUCUGGACAUCGAUCUUGACAAGCCACUUGCAGACAACGAGAAGCUUCCCGUGAGAACUCACCGUCCAGAGGUGCUGAAGAGCCCUGCAGAUGACCGAGAGAAUGAGACCGUCCCACUGGAGACCAAGAAGAAGAGCAGUAAGGAGAAGAAAGAAAAGAAGGAUAAGGACAGGAAGAAGAGCAAAGAGGAAAAGAAGAAAAAGAAGAAACGCAAAGAAGUGGACGAGCCGCCUCUGGAAUCCCAGCUAGAAGAGGCUGUCCAAUCAGAGGAGAUCCAAGAGGUGGCAGCCCCACCCACAUCCACAUCUGCUGAGGCCUCCGAUCUGGAUUUCUGGCUCUCUACCGCUCCUGUUCCCCCCGCCACCCAGGAUGUAACAGCACCUCCGUCAGCCGUGACUGUAGCCACGAGCUCUGCGGCCACGCCAGAUUCUGAGCCAGAGGAGCCUAAAGAGACAGAACCAGAGGACACGAAAUUAUCCAAACACAAGAAAAAGAAGCAGAAGAAAGAGAAGGAGGAGAAGGAAAAGAAAAAGAAGAAACGACACCACCAUCAUCACCAUCACAGUGACGGAGGAGAGGAUUCAGUGCAGAAUGGCACUGUGGAGGAGGAGGAGGAGGAGGAGGAACCUCUUCCACCCAUGUCCAACUACUCUCUGCUGGCUGAGAACACCUACAUCAAGAUGGUGUACGAUAUCCAGGGCAACCACCAGGAUGAGAGCAAGGUUGUAGUGUCUGUCAUCUUUGAGAACAAGAGUGACAGUUUCCUCAAGUCUAUGGAGUUCAACGUGCUAGAUUCCCUCAAUUCCAAACUGCAGCGACCGGAGGGAGCCGGACCUCAUGACAGUCUCACCGUCCCCUUCCAACUGCCACCAGGGGUGUCAAAUGAGGCCCGGUUUGUUUUCUCGGUGCAGAGUAUCGUCAUGCCUCAGAAACUAAAGGGAACCCUCACCUUUAUUGUUAAGUCAGAAGACUCCUCUACUCAUGAGAAACUGGACUUCAGACUGCACUUUACAUGCACGUCAUACCUAAUCACCACUCCCUGCUACAGUGAUGCAUAUGCUAAACUGCUGGAGUCGGGCAACCUGAAGGGGACUUCUCUACGGCUAGAGGGGAUCAUCAUGCCCUUCCAUCACCUGCUGGCCAGGAUCUGCUUCCACCAUCACUUCUCUGUUGUGGAGAGGAUUGACUCCUGCUCAUCCAUGUACAGCAGGUCGAUACAAGGUCACCAUGUCUGUUUGCUGGUCAAAACCGCCGAUCAGACCAUCUCCAUUGACGCCAAGUGUGACGAGCCAUUGCUGCUGGGGAACUUGCUGGAUGAGAUCAAGCAGACCUUCUCAAAAUGCUGAUUGUAUCUGAGACCACUCCCUAAACCCCCUUAAACCCACUACAGCCUCUGCGACGGAAACGUGCGCUCAGAAUCAUAUCAUGCGAUCUGAGACUUGCGUGCCCUCCUCUGCAACUCUUCCUUUUUAUUUAUUGUAUCUCUCAUUCUGUUUUUCCUCUCAAGACCACAACACCCCUCUAUUGCCUUUUGCGUCACUGAUUUUUGUUUUCUCCUCUUCUACAUCAUACUUCCAAUGUGCAUUCCUCUCAUCCGAUCUCAUCAUUCUACACUCUCAUCUUGGCAUGUUCUCAAACUGGAAACUUUGUUUUAACGAUUUUCGCUCUUACUGUCUUUCUCAUUUCUGCGUUGCCAUUGUAUUAAUGGUCUGUGACAUUCACGUUAAGAACUGGAUUUUUCAUUGUCGAUGCUUGAGUUGUUUUUGUUUUUUAAUGUUUUGCAUUGUGGUGUUUGCUUAAUUUUGUUCUGAAAUCCAUCAGCGCCUUUCUCCGCAUUAAACAUCAACAUGUUUGCUCCUUGACAGUUUUGUAGCAUAUGUGUGAUGUGUUUUUUUAUUUUAUUUUAAGGCUAGCCCUUGCAAGAAGGUUUAAAUAACCUCUGGAUACUCAGUAUUGCACUAGAAACCCUGACACUCUACACUCACCUCCCACCCUCAAUCACUAAGGGCCCCUGAGCACUUGAGGUACUCCACACCCAACCUCACAAAUGUGGUUCCAAACAUGCAAAUCGUGGUACUUGAGGAUGUAUAGGAACACUGUUGCAUUCUACAACCAUGCUUAUGAUCCAAGUGCGUGUGAUCAUGUGGAUCACUACUAUUUAUGUCCUAAUGCUGACCCAAAAAUAAGAGUGAAACUGUCAUAAUAUUGAUUUAUAGUGAGUUUAAACUACAUUGGUAACUACGAGAGUGUAUAAUUAAUAUAACUGCACACUAACCGACCUUGUAGGCUCAGGACAAUGGCAGUUUAUAAAAGUUAAUUAUUCCAUGGCUUUCAAAUCUGAUCUAGUAAUUCUUGUACUUGUGUUUCUCCAUGGAUACAGUUUCUCAGUUGGACUCCACCAGAACUCCAAGAAUUGCCCAUCAUGAAAGUAAUAUUAUAAUUAAAAACAAGUUUGGCUCUAUUGUCAGCAUCUCUGGCAUGCUGUUGGUUACUGCAGAAAAAAGCCCAACUCAUACCCUGGUUUGUGAAAACCAAUGAAAAGUGUGUUGAAGGUUGUGCACUUGCUAUGGAAAUGUUGUCUAGCCUAACAACCGAAAGCUUGCAUUGACAGCUUUGCACUUUCAAUAAAAGUAAAUGGAGCAAGCAGUUGCCCCAUAGACUUCCAUUGUAAGUGUAUUUCAGUAUACACAUUGUUUUCAGUGCUGAAAACUGCUUAACCCAUCUUAAGGUUGUUAGACUGACCUGUUGUUCUGGCUUUAGAGGGAUUUGGUGCACUUGUCUGUUGGUAGAUCAGAUAAACUUGGCUGAUUUUUUGUUGUUGUUGUUAUUUCCAGCAGGGUUUACUGAGGUACGAGUUGAAAUCUGAAAUUUGUGGUAAUCGUAAGAAUUAUACAUUUGUAGUUAAUCCCAAAUAUUUAUUUACGUUCUAUUGAUCAUACUGACAGUAUCUGAUGUUGCUGAACAGUAUUAUACUGUAAAAGUGAUCCAUUGUGUGUUUCUUAUACAUGUCUUAAGAAUAUUAUAUUGUUAAAGGGAGCCAAUGUCUGUGAAACCUGAGCACUCCCUCAGUCUGUAUCACAUCUGUAAUGGCUUCAUGCCUUAGACAUCAUCCAAACCCACGCUUGUGUUUCUUCAGCUCUUAAAACUGCCAUCUUGUAUGUUUGCCGAUUACAAUUAAUCAUUUCUUUUUUUUUCUUCUUAUUUAUGCUGUUAAAUGCCUUUUUUUCACACUACUGAACAUUGACUGACUAAUUAAAACACAUGCUGUAAGCAGCUCUUGUCUGAUCCAGCUCGCUGUAGCGCUCUGUUGUAAGGACGCAACCAAAGUACAGUUUACCUGCUCUUGAAACCUAACAUUAUCUUAAGGCGAAACAAGUGUUUUACAUCAAAGUACAAAUAAGUUUAUCAAGAAGUGACUUCUGGAAGAACAAUAUUGCAGAUUUAUGAGGCUUGAAGACCGAAUCAUUUCAUAUGGAUGAAAAUGACUAAUUAUUAAAUCUUAUUGUUAAAAGUCACAUUCAUAGUUAUUACUUGCAUGGGUAGGAAUGCAAACUUUUUGCCUAUUUUGUUUUUCUUCGACUUAUGGACACUUGACUAUAAAAUUCCCUGAUCAUUCCUUUGUCACAGUUAUUUUCUAGUUUACUUUUAUGUAAAAGUUAGCUUCACCAUAUUACACCUUUUGAUGGUAUUAUGUAUUUUUACUUGCUAUGAGUACAUGAACUUCAAAACAAUGUCUUGGAAUGUUAUAAAAAUAAUUGCAUUUUUGCAUUAAAUAUAUAUAUAUGAUAUGAUAUAUAUAUAUAUCAAUAGAGGGGGUUUGGGAGGAGGGUCUUCAGUGUCAAGAAGCUGAGAUUUACAGUACGGGGUCCAAAUAGUUAUGAAUACUUAGCAGUUCAAUGUGAUUCACGUGAAGUGGCCCAGCCGAUCUAAUAAGGGUUUUCCUUCUGGCAAGUUGUAGUGCAGAAUUGCUGGAUUUGGCUUCUCAUUAAAUAUACUCUCAUUGCUCUUCGUUUGAAGGUUCUGUCAGACUCCAUAUGUAUUUUCUGACUGUAUGAUGUAAUAUAUUGUUUUAAGAUGAAUAAAUGAGCAAAAAGAAUGACCAAUAAUUUGCUAUCGACAUUCUUUAGAGGUCCACCCAAAAGAGUUCCGGAAGGAUAUUGUAGUUUUGUGUGUGUGUAUACCAAUAAAUUCAAACAUAUUAAUAA